Molecule: messenger RNA, 2749 nt
Organism: Hemiscyllium ocellatum (epaulette shark)
Lineage: Eukaryota; Metazoa; Chordata; Chondrichthyes; Orectolobiformes; Hemiscylliidae
Gene: klhdc2
Product: kelch domain containing 2
Exons: 14
Coding region: 171-1445 (424 amino acids)
Molecular function (GO): protein binding
Source: RefSeq, a predicted model, not a curated record
GUACGGGGCCGUGGCCGUGAGGGAGCCUUCCGUCUUGUGGGAGGCUUGGCAGCUUAUGUAGAGGCCCACGGGAUCCCUUUUACUGGCUUAGCCCGGUACUGGAGGCCGCUGCUCAUUGGAGAUGCAGCGGAACGUAUGUCUCGGCCCGAGGCCCUUCAAAAUUGUGAAACAUGGCAAAUGAAAAUGAAGAUUUGAAUGAUGGCCUACCUGUGGUAAAUGAGGAGGAAGAAGAAGAAGAAGAAGGAAAUGCUCUCGAUUAUCACCAGAAUAGGAUGCCACACUCAACUUUUUAUGAUUUGGUACCAGAAGAACGUAGUGGCCAUGUAGCUGUAGCAUAUGGAAGUUAUAUGUAUAUCUUGGGUGGUUACAAGAAUGCUGCAGUUCAAGGCUACAAUGAUUUCUAUUUGCCAAGAGAAGAACUUUGGAUCUACAAUAUGGAAACUGGAAGAUGGAAGAAGAAGUAUACAGAAGGUGAUGUUCCUAAGUCCAUGUCAGGAAGUUGUGCUGCUUGUGUGGAUGGAGCACUAUAUCUGUUUGGAGGACAUCAUGUAAGAGGGAACACUAAUGAGUUUUACAUUCUGAACUUAGGAGCCAAAGACAAAGUACUGCACUGGGAGAGAAUAAAAGAUUUUAAGGGGGUGCCACCAUCACCCAAAGACAAGCUUGGAUGUUGGGUAUAUAAGAACAAAUUAAUUUUCUUUGGUGGCUAUGGUUACCAACCUAGAGAACAGUAUCAUGGAUCAUUUGAAUUUGACGAAUCAUCAUUUUGGAAUGCAAGUCAUCCAAGAGGCUGGAACAAUCAUGUCCACUUCAUUGACCUUGAAACUUUUACAUGGUAUCAACCUAUUACAAAGGGAAAACCACCUUCACCUAGAGCAGCUCAUGCUUGUGCUACAAUUGGGAACCGAGGCUAUGUGUUUGGAGGAAGGUAUCAGGAUGCCAGAACCAACGACCUCUAUUACCUUGAUUUGGAUACUUGGGAAUGGAAUGAAGUGGUACAAUCUCCUGAUCAGAUUCCUGUUGGCCGUUCUUGGCAUUCACUUACUACAAUCUCAAAUGACCAUCUGUUCCUUUUUGGAGGUUUCACGACAGACAAACAACCGUUAAGUGAUGCUUGGAUAUAUAGUGUGAGCAAGAAUGAAUGGUUAAAAGUAGAGCACCAAUAUUCAGACAAACCAAGGCUUUGGCACUCUGCUUGUACAAGCGACGAAGCAGAAGUUAUUGUUUUUGGUGGAUGUGCUAACAAUUUACUGGCUCAUCAACAAGCUGCCCAUAGUAACGACAUCCUUAUCUUCUCUGUGCAGCCAAAGUCACUUGUCAGACUUUGUCUAGAGGCAGUGAUCCACUAUAAAGAAAUGUUGGCCAAUAUAUGGGACUGUCUUCCAAAACAUCUGCUGCUUAGUAUUAAUCAACGUGCCGGGAGUAGUAACACAUCUGGAUCAUGAAUUCUGAACACAAUUACUGUUUUAGCAAACAAAGUGUGAUUUAGUUAUUCUUUGUUCUACCAGUCAAAAAUACUAGUUUGUGACAAGGUAUGGGCAAGGUGCAAAGAAGCAUGACGUUUGGUUUUUUUUAUUGGUACCUGUAUUUUUUGCAGGUUUUUGAUUUGCUUGUACUGUAUGUAUAGAAAUCUUAUUUUGUUCUUAAUAAAUGUGAAGCAAAGAAAACUAGUUUUACUUUAAACAUCUAAGUUUGUCAUCAACUUCACAAUAAUGCUCAGUUUGAUAUGCUGAACCUUAUCUACCUGAAACAACUUGUUUUUCAUUCAGCUAUUAAAAAAUAAACAGAUGCAUUUUCAAUAAAGGGCAAAGAAUUUCAUGAAAUCCAUCCUUCAUGAUUUGUCAUUUCAGGAUAAAUUAUACAUGAAAUUAGUAUUGGCAUCGCAAGUGUUAGGUAAUAACAAGCCAUCAAUGUUGAUUCCCACAUUAUCCUGGGAGUCACUGUAAGGUGGGGCAGCGGGGGAGGAGAAUAUAACAUGACACAACUGAAAACCAUAGUGGCAGUGAAUACAGAAAUCAGAGGCAAAAUUGGGAGUGAGGAAGAGUAUGGCAACUAAUGUCACUAAUCCAAAGAAAUGAGAUUGAUUCAGGACCAAAUAGACAAAUGUUUGGAAGCUGAGUGUACGCUUGAAGUAUUUAAAUAUUUCUUCCAUUCUACCUUCAAUAAAAAAUACUUUUCUGGAUUUGUACCUGAGCUGUUUGACUGAUCCAACCAAAUGCCACUUCUCUAAACUUAGACAAAAUGUUUCACUUUGCUGUGCAAAUCAGUUUGAUUUUUACUUUUGGCAUCAUUAAUCCACACUAAGCUUCAAGUAUUCAUGAAGGGUUAUAAUAAAUAAUCAAUGCUUUUCUUGUUUGGAAAGGCAGCUUGACUGUUUCCUUUCACUAAGGAAUUUGAACAUUUUACCAAAUUACAAAUCACACUACACCUGAUGAAAGAGAGGUGCUCUCAAAGCUAGUGCUUUCACUUUAACCUGGUGUUGUGUGAUUUGUAACUUUGUACACCCCAGUCCAACACUGGCAUCUCCAAAUCAGAACAUUUUACCAUAUUUGUGGAAAGAGAAACUGAGUCACUAAUUGGUACAUAACAGUAUUAUCAUCCCUUAGAUUUUUAUGCCACUUUCAGCAGAGAGAUAAUGGUGUGGGAUUGUAAUUAAGUCACCUGUAGCUGUUGUAGAGGGCAUUUAAGUUAGCUACCUUUUAUAUUACUAAUCAGUGCUAGUUUCAAAUAAAAUGAUCUGUCAAAUCUU